AUGACUGGGAGGGAAGCAGCCAAGAUUCUGUUAACAGGCAAAGAUGGAAUAGUGAGCUUGAACCUCUUCUAUGCUGGAAAGCAGGUGCUUGGCCCAACUAGCUUGCUCCAACAGACUGGAGAAGCACACAAGCGUCUUCGGCGGUUGAUUGCCGAGCCCCUAUCUGUUGAUGGCCUGAAAAAAUAUUUCCAGUUCAUCAACAAUUUGGCAAUUGAAACAUUAGAUCAGUGGCCUGGACGAACAGUCUUGGUUCAUGAAGAGGCUUCCACAUUCACACUAAAGGUAAUAGGCAACAUGAUAAUGAGCUUAGAACCAACUGGGGAGGAGCAAGAAAAAUUCCGGGCCAAUUUCAAAAAGCACUGCAAGGAUACAUCAGAAGGAGAAGAUGAUAAACUUACAGAUACGCAAUUGAAGGACAACAUCUUGACCCUGCUAGUUGCAGGUCAUGAUACCACAACUGCUGCUCUAACAUGGGUUAUCAAAUUCCUUGAAGAAAAUCCAGCUGCAUUGGAACGUCUCAGAGAGGAACACAUGGAAAUUCAAGGUAGCAGAAAGAAUGGAUCUAGUCUCACCUGGUCUGAAAUCAACAACAUGCCUUACACCACGAAGGUGAUUAAUGAAACUCUUCGAAUAGCCACAAUCCUUCCUUGGUUUUCAAGAAAAGCAGCACUAGACUUUGAGAUCGAUGGGUGCAAAAUCAAAAAAGGCUGGUCAAUCAAUUUGGAUGUGGUUUCUAUUCACCAUGACCCAGCAGUUUUUCCUGAUCCCCUGAAGUUUGAUCCCUCUAGAUUUGAUGAACCCUUAAAGCCUUUUAGCUUCCUUGGGUUUGGAAGCGGACCACGCAUGUGUCCUGGAAUCAACCUGGCCAAGCUGGAAAUUUUGGUCUUUAUUCAUCAUCUUGUCUGCAGAUACAAGUGGAGUCCUUUGGAGAAAGAUGAUUCAGUCCAGCCAACAGUUGUCCGGAUGCCAAGGAACAAGUACCCAAUCAUAGUGAAGCCACUUUAA
Molecule: messenger RNA, 1005 nt
Organism: Ilex paraguariensis (yerba mate)
Lineage: Eukaryota; Viridiplantae; Streptophyta; Magnoliopsida; Aquifoliales; Aquifoliaceae
Source: the annotation of a GenBank genome assembly